This is a messenger RNA of Belonocnema kinseyi, 3473 nucleotides long. It is a transcript of the gene Impbeta11, whose product is annotated as importin-11. Gene Ontology annotation, cellular component: nuclear envelope; cytosol. Gene Ontology annotation, molecular function: small GTPase binding. The record is from RefSeq and is a predicted model, not a curated record. Gene Ontology annotation, biological process: protein import into nucleus. Bases 358 to 3333 code for a protein of 991 amino acids. NCBI's taxonomy places the organism in Eukaryota, Metazoa, Arthropoda, Insecta, Hymenoptera, Cynipidae. The transcript is spliced from 18 exons.
UUUUGGAGCAUGUCACAUGUAUGACAUAAAAAUAAUACUCUCUGAUAAAAAUCACAUUGUUUAUAACCCAACCCAACUGUCAAGGAAAUUAUUCUCCGAAAAGAAAAAAAAGACUGCUUGAUAUAGUACGCAAGUGACUAGCGCAUAGUUCGGAAAUGUCGACCAUGCCGACUUCUGCGGUGGAGUGACGUUGUGUUAAACGCACAAAAAGAGUCCAGGGCAUUUUCUUAUUUGUAAAAUCGAUACGUAAACACAACAAAUAAAUGGAGUGCACUGAGGAUAAACACAAAAGUUUAUACUGAAUAAGGUCUUUUUCAUUAUAUUUGUAGGCAACACAAAUUUAUUUAGUAGGACAAUAUGGAUGCUGCAGUGAUUGAUGUGCUCCAAAGGGCUGGAAGUCAGGAUCCAAAUGUUUUGAAACCAGCCGAACAAACUUUACGAGAAUGGGAAACACAACGAGGAUUUUAUACUGCUUUAUUUAACGUAUUUUCAAAUCACACCCUCCAAGUUAAUGUCCGAUGGUUGGCAGUUUUAUAUUUUAAAAAUGGUGUCGAUAGGUAUUGGCGAAAAGGCGCUCCAGGUCAAAUAGCAGACGAUGAAAAGGAGUUUCUCCGGGGACGUUUAAUAUCCAGGUUUGAUGAACCUGUGAAUCAACUCGCUCUCCAAAUUUCCGUUCUUAUCGCAAAAAUCGCGAGGUUCGACUGUCCCCGAGAAUGGAAUUCCUUAGUUCCAACAAUUUUGGAAGUGAUAAGAGGGCAGGAUCCUCUGGCACAACACCGUGCUCUCUUAACUUUACAUCACGUAGUAAAAACACUGGCCUCGAAACGAUUGCCGGCAGACAAAAAACUUUUCCAUGAAUUAACCACUAAUGUGUUCAUUUUUAUCCUCAAUUUAUGGAAUACCUACACAGAGUCGUUCCUCAUACUAGUGACGAAUGGAGGAGACAUUCACCAGGUCCAGGAGACUUUGGAAAAAGCUCUUCUUCUUUUAAGGAUACUGAGAAAAUUAGUUAUUAAUGGAUUUCAUAAACCGUCCGAGUCUCCGGAUGCAAUGCUCUUUUUGAAUGUUAUUUUCGAAAGAGCUAGGACGAGUCUCGAGUGCAGAAAAACGCUAACAUCGAGAGGCAUACAUUUGGAUGUGUGCGAUAAAUUUAUAAUCCAAGUUACCAAAGUUUUAAUAGGGAUUUUAGAAAAUCACCCUUUCUGCUUUGUCGAAUUAAUCCCCAGGUCUUUAGAGUUUUCGGUAUUUUAUUGUUUUACCGAAGCGGGGCAGAAUCUGGCCUUUGAAAGGUUUCUUAUUCAGUCGCUUAAUUUGAUGAAGACCAUUUUAUUAUCCAAUGAUUACAGGCCAGCUAAAGUUUUAGAAGAAACCAAAAACCCACUAACUUUAAGAGCGCACCAAUUAAAGCAGGAUUUUUUUACUGUUGAGGCGUUGAAUGAAAUUUGCAACAGGCUCGUAACGCACUAUUUUGUACUGACACCUUCCGAUCUCGAACUAUGGGACUCGGAUCCUGAAAAUUUCGGUGAGCAUUACAAUUUAGAAAAACCGGUGCUACGUACAUUCAAGAAGGUUGUAGACGAUGGAGGGGAAUCAUGGAAAUACAGCUUAAGGCCGUGUACAGAAUCAGUUUUUCUGGCAAUCUUUCAUCAAUUCAGAGAAGUUCUUUCUGCAGUUUUAGUCGAUUUAAUGCAAAGACAUCACCAGCUUGUGGAUCCGAAUGAUUUACAUGCGAUUUUGAUGAAAGAUGCUGUUUAUAAUGCAGUUGGCCUUGCAGCUUUUGAUUUAUACGAUGAGGUUAAUUUUGAUCAGUGGUUUUCGACAACCCUGAAAGAAGAACUCAAAAUAAAGACGAAUAACUACAGAAUUAUCAGGAGAAGAGUUUGUUGGCUCAUCGGUAGAUGGACAGGUAUAAAAUUGGGUGCAGAAUUCAGACCAGAACUCUACCGUUUAAUGGUGGAAGCUCUGAGCCCCGAAGAAGACUUGGGAGUUCGAUUAGCAGCGAACGACGCCUUAAAACUCGCAAUCGACGACUUCCAAUUUAACACAGAAGAGUUUUCUCCCUAUUUGGAACCUGCCUUUUCACUACUUUUUGCUCUUCUUAAGGAGGUCAACGAAUGUGAUACGAAGAUGAGAGUGCUUUACGUUCUUUCCUUCAUGAUCGAAAGAGUCGGUAGUGGGAUAAAACCACACAUUUGUGCACUCAGUGGAUAUCUUCCAGAGCUUUGGCAACAAUCAGAAGAUCACAACAUGUUGCGAUGCGCGAUUGUUUCAACUCUUGUUCAUCUUGAAAAGGCUUUGGGAUCCGAAAGCAAUCUACUGGAACCUUUUGUUGUUGGAGUUAUAUCCCUCAGUUGUGAUGUAAAUCAAGAAGGACAUGUAUAUUUAUUAGAAGACGGUCUCGAACUCUGGCUGGCUCUUCUCGAAAACACACCGAUUCAAACUUCCCAAAUAAUGGGACUUUUCAAAAACAUGCCUUCCUUACUUGAAAUGUCCUCGGAAAAUAUGAGUUUGUGCCUCUACAUAAUACAAGCCUACGUCUUUUUGAGCCCGCAGGAAUUCUUAAGAGAAAACGGGACAGUGAUAAUUGAUACUCUGAGAUCGAUUCUUGGAGAUUUGAGACCUGAAGAAGUUUUAAUGGUGAUGAGGCUUUUUGAGGCGUGUCUCAAAGCUUCUCCACAACAAGCCACACAAGUCCUAAAACCUCUUCUUCCACGAAUUUUCGAAAGUGUUUACAAAGGGGAGGAAUACCCUCAGGUCAUGAGCAUGUAUCUUUCCAUAGUUGCUCGCGUUUUUCUCAACUCACGAGAAAUGUUUGUUGAGGUGAUAAGGGAAUUAUCGCGUCAACUUGGAGGAGAUGCGAACGAAGAAAAUGUUCUUGGACAAAUUACGAGGGUUUGGGUAGCUAAAAUGCCUCUUGUUCAUCAACUGGAGCAGGAAAAACUUCUAGCUCUCGUUUUGUGUUUUCUUCUCGAUGCAAGUAGUCCUCCGAGCGUUCUUCAAUUUUUCCCACAAAUCUUGUCGAAUAUAAUCGAGGCUCUGAACGAUAUCACGAAAGUUGACGAUAUGGGUUGUCCUGUCGACACAUUAGUUCCGGGUGACGAGCUUAGUCCCUCACAAUAUGAAGAUGUAGAUUACGAAACUGAGCAUGCGAAACGGAAAAGAGACAUUGAAAUCAAUGAUGCUGUUCAUAGGGUUUCCUUGAAAGAUGUUCUUCAAAGUCAGCUUGUGACUCUGAGAAGAUUGGUUGGCGUUAAUCAAUUCGAUCUAAUGAUGCACGCUGUUAGUACGGAUAUCAAUAUGCAGCUUAAGGUAUAUGUGUCUCUUACAACGUGAACCUGGCACGUGCAAUCAAAAUUCACAUGGAAAAUAUUAUUCGAAUUAUUGAUUCAUCAUUUGUAAAAAGCUUUACAUAAUCCAUUCUAAAAUGGUCCUAUUUUAUUGUAUUAUAAUACUUGUUUAAUUGUAUCGAUAAU